Molecule: messenger RNA, 2964 nt
Organism: Rhodotorula toruloides NP11
Lineage: Eukaryota; Fungi; Basidiomycota; Microbotryomycetes; Sporidiobolales; Sporidiobolaceae
Product: dolichol kinase
Exons: 6
Coding region: 1-2964 (987 amino acids)
Biological process (GO): dolichyl monophosphate biosynthetic process
Cellular component (GO): endoplasmic reticulum membrane
Molecular function (GO): dolichol kinase activity
Source: RefSeq, a predicted model, not a curated record
AUGAAUCGAACACACUCGACACUCUCGUCGCGCUCGACGCCGACUGCGACGCCAAGAACAUCUCCACAUCGACCGCCGGCCAUCACUCUGACCGCAGCGACGGCGAGGAAAGGUGACAACGGCUCUCCCGCUCCGAAGCACCGUCUGCCGCGGUCGCCAACAACGACGACAGCUCACGGCGACCAGCCUGUUCGACCAGCGCUACAGGGACGCGACACGGGUCCGGAGAACUACUAUGCAUCGGGAUCGCAGACGGACGGAGUCGACGGAGACUACGACAGCAGCACGAGUGCGAGUGAAGGGGAAGAUGCGGUCUUGCGGUCUCGCGUGUUCACCGAAGGCCUGACUGUCGAGGACGGGACAGCGUUGGCACGACGAGCGCUGAACGGGCUAGGCUCGCUGCCGGCGUGGGCAGGCGAACGAGGCAGGGCAGAGCACGUUCUGGUGGAGAAGCGGAGCCUGUCUCCCAGCUCGCUCAGGAGCAGCGGGAGCGGAACAAGCACGCACAAGGAGCGGUCCUGGGGAUCCGCUCUACUCGACACCCUCGAAGGACACCCGCAGCACCACCGCGACAGGCGAAAAUCGGCUUCUCCCGCGGUCGGUUCGGUCCGCGCGUCCCGCACAUCCUUGCGCAUCCGACCGUCUCGUCCGUCUCCUGAGCAACCCUCCCGCGAACCGACUCCUCCACUCACCCUCGACUCGAUCAGCGCCGGCUGGAACCCCUUCCCGCUUUUCCACAUCCGCAAAUCCCUCAUCUUCGAAGUCAUCGUUCUCCUCAUCCCCUUCUCCUUCGCUCUCUACCGCCUCUACACCAUGACGCCUACCGCCAUCUUCCCCUCAAUACCGAAACUCCCGUUCCGUGCCAUCCUCCUCUUCACCAUCUCGAUUCCGUUCAUCGCCCUCCUGCGCCGAGAAGGCCAUUACUUCAAGGCGCCCUUCACCGACGAGCGUGGAUACCGGGAUCCCAGGCUGGCAGACGACGGCGUCGCUGUCGCUCUGACUCUGCCGAUCCUGCUCGCGUCGGCGGUCUACUGGGAUACGUACGCGAAUGCGGACGACACGGCUUUCGGCAUUGGCCUGCCCGGCAUUCGACCUCUCAUCGAUGUGUGGGAAGCAAACGGCAUCCACGCAACAUCCUCGCCUCGCCUUCCCGCCUCUUUUGAUCUAUCCGUCCUGUCUUCGCCCAUCGAGCAAGCUCGCGCCCUCUUCACAGCGCGCUACGAGCUCGUACUCCUCACGGGGAUCAACGCGGCGUGUCUGCUCCUCCACCUCGGACUCGCUCGAACAGUCUUCCAGAUCGAGCGGCUGCCGAGGAGCAAUACGAAGCGGUUCUUCGGAUUCAUGGGCGUCGCGGCGACGAUCAGUGCGGGCAUCUGGGCGCUGUGUACCAUCGUGGAUCACUACAUGAAGGGCGGCCUCCCGAUCUCGCCUCUCGAAGCGGCGACCACCAGUCUCAUCCAGCAGUCAUCGUUCUACUCGGUCUCGCGUCUUGCUCGACGUGGCUUCACGCUUGGCGAGCUCAACGCCAUGACAGCGGCGGGAAACGCUCUUUGCCUCGAGUUCUGGCGGUUGACCCGAGCUCGCUGGUUGUACAAGCGAGGCUUGCCCUACAUCCCGCUCACUUUCCGCGCCCCGACUCCGCUUGUCGCCUUCCAAGCAAUCCUCAUUCCCGGCGCCUAUCUCGCCGGCUUCCUCCUCUCUCCUCUGCUCGUUAUCAGCCGCCACAUCGCCUCGAAGCCUUCACACCGCCUCAGAUGGCCAACCGAGCGCGAGCGACACCGCAAGCUGCUUGCUCUCGGCGUCCUCGUCGGUCUCGCCGGCAUCGUCUGCUUCAUGCUUGGCGGGUGGGCGGGCUGGAUGCUCGGCGCCGAGCCGUCGAGCUUCUUCCGCCGGCUGAGGAGACCGUGGGGAUGGGCGGCUCGGUACUUCUGGUACGGAAACUCGGAUGGUGUCGACAUCGUCGCGGUUGGGACCUUCAACGCCAUGCCCUGGUGGUCUCCUCGACGGCGGACUCGCGGAUGGAGGCGCAUUGCGCUGAUCGGAUACUGGGGUGCGACGAUCUCGUCCGCUAUCGGUGGGUGGCAGACGCACCUCGUUCGGGCGCGCAGGAUCCGCAUGAAGCCGCCCUCGCCGCAACCGAGCUUUGUCGGCAAGUCGAGGGACAGCAGCGGGACGGCCACUCCGACGGGCGAGGGUUUGCCAGCCGGGACGACCGCGCGAGCGACUGCCGCGGCUGCGGCUGGCAAGAGGUUGCUCGGAAUGGGCAUGGAUGCGAUGCAUGGCGCAUCGAGGAUGGGCAAUUCGCACGAGACGCGGGACACGCAGGUCAAGGUCGGCGUCGAGAAUGCGAGGGAGGAGAAGGCCGUCCAUGCGAGCCUGAACAUGCGGCGCAAGUUCUUCCAUGCGCUCGCGGUCCUUAUGUUUGUGCCGGGAAUCGCCAUCGACCCGGCCUUCACCUCGCUCGCCUUCUCCGUCGCCUUCGCCCUCUUCACCUUUGCCGAAUACGCCCGCUUCUUUGCCCUGUACCCCAUCGGCGCACCCUUGCACAUCUUCUUCUCCGAGUUUGUCGACUCGAAGGACAAUGGACCCGUCAUCAUCAGCCACUUCUACCUUUUGACCGGCUGCGCUGGCGGUGUCUGGCUCGAGGGGAAGGGGAUCAACCGGUUUACGGGUGUGCUUGUGCUUGGAGUUGGCGAUAGUUUGGCCUCGAUCGUCGGAAAGCUCGUCGGCCGUACUCGCUGGCCCGGCACAUCCAAGACGGUGGAAGGCACAGCCGCCUUCGUCGCCUCUGUCGUUCUCUGCAGCUGGCUUCUCCGCCUGAUCGGCGUCGUGCCGUCUUUCUCGCUUCCCCGGUACAUCCUCGCGGUCACGCUCGCCGGACUCCUCGAGGCCUCGUCCACUCAGAAUGACAACCUCGUCAUCCCGCUGUACAUGUGGAGCGUGGUCUCUCUCCUGAACGUGUAG